GUGACAAGGUAUGUCCUGCAUGUCCCCCCGGGUAUCCUGGUCCCAUUGGAGCGAGGGGACCACGUGGCAGGAGAGGACCAAAGGGAAGGAAAGGUCCUCAAGGUCCCAUGGGACCUCCUGGAAAAUCCGGAAAAACAGGACUAACUGGUCCUGCAGGACCGAGAGGAGAAAAGGGAGAUAAAGGUCCUCAAGGUCCCAUGGGACCACCUGGAAAAUCCGGAAAAACAGGAAUAACUGGUCCUGCAGGACCGAGAGGAGAAAAGGGAAGCAAUGGGGAGGCAGGGGAGCCUGGGCCAAAAGGCAUGCCGGGACCACCUGGAAGGCCUGGAAAAUCGAUAUCUGCUCCACAAGUGAUGUUGUCGCCGGCAGAGCAGACACGAGAUGAGGGAGGAAAUACAGCAUUUUAUUGCACGGUCGCCGGAAAUCCUUCCCCAAUCGUGGAAUGGCAAUUUAAGGGCAGAAAGCUUCUGUCAGGUGCAAAGUAUUUGAUUAAAGAAGGAGAGCUGAUUGGAGAAAUCUAAAUUAUAGCGAUGCUGGGACGUACACGUGUGCUGCCAGGAACAUUCUUGGAUUGUCCGAGGCCACUGGUAACUUGACUGUUCGAGGUAAGAACAUAAUUGAAACUUCUGAGAUUUACACACCCAGCUGCUGAUUGAUCGUUGUGUACGCUCACAAACGGCCGGGAUUGCAUCCUUCUCUUGUUUAACGGGUUUCCACUAGUUAAUUGAUUUCGUUUUGCGUUAUUCAUCCUUUUGUGUAUUUCUGGUUUCACCGUUAAACUAGACCGGAAGCAUGCUUCUGACUUAAUAUAGGGUAAAACGUCUAAAACUUUACAUCGUGUAGAAGCUCCGUUUUCUAAUAGUUCUCAGUAGUUUCUAUUCUUUGUUAUACGGUUUGUACUUGUUUUCAUUGUAAGGUUUUAUGUUUUUUCCCUAGGACUUCCAAUACUCACAAAAGUUCCACCACCACUUGCCACGCCAGUACAGCGCACUACCUUUCAGGUAGUUUGCCAAGCUGAAGGUUUCCCUCGUCCCGUGAUAAAAUGGAGUAGAGUGGGAAUGUCUUUGCCAGCUGGAAGGACUGAAGUAAACCAAGGAACACUAACUAUUAAGAACUUAAUUCCUGCUGACAGCAGUUUGUACGACUGUAUUGCUACUAACAUUAUGGGAACAAAGAAGGCCAGGAUCAAUGUGGCCGUACAACGAAAGCCAGGUUUGCUCUAUUUAUUUGGCGUAGGGUGGUGGCAAACACCACUGUCAGCAAAUGGUCAUUUUCGUUUGCCCAAACUUUCUAGUUCUAGUUACAUCUGUGAGGUGGAGAUAAUUUAUCCUGUUUUUAUCAACAGUUUAAAUAAUAACAUCAGUUUUGUCCUCAUCACUUGAGUUUCUUGCAGCUAUUGAAAGGACUGAUAUCAUGCAGUCAAACCUGUAAGGGAACCUGACUAUAACUAAUAAGCGGUCACUUAUACCAAAGUCUCAGAGAUCAUUUUCCUCAAUUACUUUAAAUCUAAACUGAAUAAGCCGUCCCUUAGUCCAGAGCCGUAGCUAGCGGGGGGGAGGGGGCAAGGGGGGUAGCUGCCCCCCGGACCUGUUGAGCCUGAGACAUCAAGUCUUUCUAUGGAUUUUUUUUCUUUAGACUCAGUUAUUUUGGUUAUAGUCAGGUGUCUUGCAAUUGUUUGCCGUUUUCAUAUUCGAGGUUGAUUUUUCGGAGCCAUAUCUCAUGACAAGUGCUGAAAAUAGCGUUCGGGAGCCUCCAAAUUUGAAAAUUUCCUGGGGGAGGUUACCCGCAGACCCCCCUACAAGGCUCAUAGCUUGUGCACUCGCGAAAAUGCCCCCGUUACAAAAAACCUAGCUACGGCCCUACUUAGUCUAUUAAGCGGUCGUCAGGUCACUUUUUCAAAGGCUCCAACGAGUUUGGCAGCGAAUGGCUUCACCUCUGUUGAACGGUCACUGUCGUUGCACCGGUGCAUCGGAUAUCUAUUUUAAUAUCUAAUUUAUUGUUCAAUAGUAUAUUUAAUAAACACUCUAGUUUUACCUUCUUAGACUUUAGACUUUAGUUCUGUAAAUUUUAUGUAAUUAGUUAAUUGUGUCUGAAAAGCCCUGUAAAGGGAGACUCAAUAAAACGUAUGUAUGUAUGCAUAUGUAUGUAUGUAUGAUGGAUAUUCUGCUUAGUCACCAUCUUCCUCUUUUUGAUUUUCCUGAUCGAGUUGUCAAACCUGUAUUAUAUUAAGCGAUCUUGGCCCCGAGGGUGACCGUUAAUGGUCUUUUCUACAUAUCCGUUAGGGCUAACUUUGCCAAAAAUAAUGCACUUGUGCAUACUAAUACUGAUUUUGUAUGUCAAUAACUCAACAAUGACAAAAUUCGAUGCUAUAAGUUCCAAAGAAAGUCCGAUUCUGGCCAGUCUCCAAGAUAUGGAAUUCUCAUUACACCAUUUAGUGUCGAUUGUUCUUUUUCAGAUCUAGAAGACUCCGUUAUCGUGGGAAAGAGCAAAAAUCAUUUGAGAAGUUUAAGGAGUUGGCUAUCCCCUGUAGCACGAAGAGUGAAAUCUGCCUGGAAGCGCUGUUGGCGUGCAUCCGUGGACGGCUGGGCUGCAAGUACAUUUCACUCCCGAUGUGACAGCAAGGGCCCGACUGUGACAUUAAUAAGGGUCGGGAGAUAUAUUUUCGGAGGAUACACAAGUUUUUCAUGGGGUAAGUGAGCAUUGUAAGCCAUGGCGGUGGCAUUAACACCUUUGGCGCAUAUUGGAAUUGAUAUGUUCAGCUAAAAGUGCAGCUUGGUACUUAGCAAUAUGGAAUCAUGUGACUGUACCUUUCAUACAUGGUUAAGCAGUGGCGGACAAAGGUUCUAGGUUAAUAGCUCUAGAUGCAGGCCCAUAUCCCUCGUUCCUCAAGGGGCGAGGUCCGCCCCUCCUACACUCACAUGGUGUAAAUGAGCGCCACCCCCCAACCCCCCAUCCUUUCUCUAGAGGUCUGGAUCUGCAGAUGAUAAGUGAUGCAUUUCUAGCUUGUCAAAACGUGCCCAAAUUCCAGGCUAAUACUAUUAUACUAAUAAUUUUGAGUUUAUAAAAUAUCGAUAUUGUUCUGACUUUCUUGCCACCCUGAUCUUCCAUCCUUCAAUUCCCAUAUUGCAAAAGUAGCGACUAACGUACCUCAUCACAAGUUUUGGUGAAAUUUGCAAAUUUCGGCUAAGAAAAAACACUCGAUCGAAUUUGUUUUAUGAGAAUAAGGUAUUUAUUGUCUUUAAUUAAUAAUAAUCAUCAUCAUCGUCGUCGUCAUCAUUAUGACAGGCACAAGGACAAUGUCGCUAUAAACUUAUCUUAGAAAAGUUUUGUUUCAUUUCUUUUAGCUUCUGGUUCUGGCCGGUAUCAAUAUGACUCAAAAGCCUUCUUAUUUUCGCUGGUAAACAAACCAGGAUGGGCGCCUGUCAAAUUGUCCCAGUCAGGGCAAUAUAGUUCUAACAAAGAUUCCAUAUGCUUUAGCUCAUCCUAUGGGCCUACAUUCGGAGGAGGACAUGACAUUAACAUCCAAAACUACGCGUCAUCCAAUAGCAAUUCUUACAGCGGCCUUGGCCAUACUUACAGCCCACCGAGCGGAUACAGCUACGGCAGCACCUUCGCCUACUCAUUCCUGGCAGGAACACACCGCUUCACACCAGACGAAGUUGAAACCUUUUACGAAACAACCUCAUUAAUAUAAUGCGUGACGCCGGCUUUGAUAUUUGAGCUAAGCUGAUUGUACAAGUAGACACUUAAAGGUGAACGACUCUACAGCACUCAGCAAGCCCCUUAUAUCUAAAUCAAAACACAAUCAUUACAACGUAUACUACAAUAUUUUACAAACAAACAAAAAAUGGAAUUGUCGAAAAGAGAAAUGAUUUUGAUAUCUAUAACUGGUCCAACUGCUCUGAUUAUAAAUGGCUGAUAAAAGCGUGUUAUAGAGUAUCUCCCAAGCUGUUCACAGUACCGCGUAGGCCUUAACCCAACCCUAAUCUUUUUUCACCUGGGUACGAGUCUAGCUGGGGACAGCUAUACUAUCAUCUGUCAGAAAACAGUUACAUCCUUAUCAUGAGGGCAAAGAAAUCUCAGCUUCCGAGUAAACAAAGUUAAAAAAAAAAAAAAGCAGUACAGAGAUAUUUUACUGAAGCAGGCUGUCCUCACUG
This is a messenger RNA of Porites lobata, 4157 nucleotides long. Lineage: Eukaryota; Metazoa; Cnidaria; Anthozoa; Scleractinia; Poritidae. The record is from the annotation of a GenBank genome assembly.